CGCGGUUUCCUCACCAAGUUGUGCAAAUUAUGCUUUGAAGAGAACUGCAGAUGAUAAUGUGCAACAUUUCCCGCAGGAAGUGAUAGAAACAGUCAAAAGUAACUUCUAUGUGGAUGACUGCCUGAAAUCCAUGGCAUCAGAAGAGGAGGCACUACAACUGAGCAAGGAUUUAAAUGCUCUCUGUCACAAAGGAGGCUUUAAUCUUUCAGGGUGGAUUAGCAACAGCCGGACAGUGCUGCAAUCCAUCGCUGUGGAUAAAAGAUCAAAGGAAAUAGUGGAAUUGGACCUAGAUAUGGACAAACUUCCAAUGGAGCGAGUCCUAGGACUGCAGUGGUGCAUUGAAACAGACAAGUUCAAGUUCAGGACAACAUUACGAGAGCAACCAAGAACCAGAAGAGGCAUUUUGUCGGUGGUCAGCUCACUUUACGACCCGUUGGGAUUUCUGGCCCCAUUCAGUAUGCCAGCCAAGCUGCUGCUACAGGAACUUUGUAGGAGAAACUUUGGGUGGGAUGAUGCUAUUCCCCACUUCUUCUCUAAGCAAUGGUCUAAUUGGCUUGAGGACCUACAAAGGGUGUCUACGUUCCAGGCUGAUCGAUGUAUUAAACCCAGAGACUUUGGAGAACCUGUUACAGCACAACUUCACCACUUCUCCGAUGCCAGUCAGGUUGGAUAUGGAUCUGUGUCUUAUGUGAGAUUGGAAAAGGAUCAUAAAGUACACGUUGCAUUUCUAGUGGGAAAGGCCAGAGUUGCUCCACUAAAACAGACUACAAUCCCUCGACUGGAGCUCACAGCUGCCGUUCUUGCUGUUCGUGUUGAUAAGAUGUUGCGGAAGGAGUUGCAACUUAAACUUGAAAAGUCAAUCUUCUGGACAGACAGUACAACAGUCCUUAAAUAUAUCUCCAGUGAAACCAGGCGAUUCCAUACUUUUGUGGCAAACAGAACCUCUUUCAUCAGAGAUACAGUAGAUGUGGAACAAUGGAGAUAUGUGAGUUCCAAGGAGAAUCCGGCAGAUGAAGCAUCAAGAGGCAUGGGAGCUGAGGAUUUCCUGAAAGGCAGGAGAUGGAUAAAUGGACCUCAGUUUCUACACAUGCCAAAGGAGAAGUGGCCUAAACUGGUCGAUAACCUUAACGUUAUUGCUGCAGAUGACCCAGAGGUCAAAAGGGACUUGAUAGUGAAUACUAUUGUUAAUGAUUUGCAAAAUGCCACUAGCCACCUGAUCAAUUACUUUUCAUCUUGGAUCAAACUGAAUACAUCUGUGGCUUGGAUUUUGAAGGUCAAGGAAAUUCUCAAGUCAUUGGGACAGAAGAGAAAGGAAUUUUGGGCUUCUACAAUACUCCGGAAGGAUCAUUUGGAGAUACAGAAGCAAGAAGUGGAAAGGAGAGUUCAGAACUUUAAAGCCACACUCAAAGGACAAAGCCUAACACCUGAAGAUCUUGCCAAGGCGGAAGAGUCAAUUAUUCAAUUUGUACAAAGCCAGCGGUUCAAAAAGGAAAUUGCCUCCCUGAAGGGGCACGUAAACGUCCCCAAAGAAAGUUUACUGUACAAACUGGACCCAAUAAUGGACGCUGAAAUCCUCAGAGUUGGUGGUCGGUUGAGUAAAGCAGCGCUGACAGCAGAGUCAAAGCAUCCAAUAAUAUUGUCCAAAGACCUGCACGUAUCCACACUGAUUUUACGCCAUAUUCAUCAUCAGUUGGGACAUGCAGGAAGAAAUCACAUGUUGUCUAGGUUACAGCAAAAGUACUGGAUCAUAAAUGCAAACUCAGCUGCCCGGAAAGUCAUUUCCGAUUGUGUUGUUUGUAGACGCAACAGAGGAAAACUUGGUGAGCAGAAGAUGGCAGAUUUGCCGGAAGAGAGAGUGUUGCCUGACAAAGCUCCUUUUACAAAUAUUGGAGUUGACUAUUUUGGGCCCAUCAAUGUUAAAAGGGGAAGAAGUCUUCUUAAAAGAUAUGGAGUGCUUUUCACCUGUCUUACCAGCCGUGCCGUGCACUUGGAAGUAGCCCAUACACUGGAUACAGACUCCUGUAUAAAUGCAAUAAGGAGAUUCAUUUGUAGACGAGGUCCAGUCUCCACCAUCAAAUCUGACAACGGCACAAACUUUGUUGGCACCAACCGAGAGUUAAAGCAAAGUCUUGCUGCACUGAAUCAUGGUAAAAUUCUAAACGCUUUGGUCCAGGAUGGCAUUAAGUGGAACUUUAAUACUCCAGCAGCUUCCCAUCAAGGCGGAAUCUGGGAGCGCCUGAUUCGCUCAGUGAAAAGUGUUCUCACCUCAGUUCUUCGACAGCAAAUUCUGGAUGAUGAAGGUCUCCAGACCAUUUUUUGUGAAGUAGAAGCAAUUCUUAAUGACAGACCCAUUACAAGGGUCUCUGAUGACCCAGAUGACCUCGAAGCUCUGACACCAAACCACCUUCUAAUAUUAAAGGGCAAACCAAUCAUGCCACCAGGACUAUUUGAUAAAGCAGAUCUCUAUGUCAGGAAAAGAUGGAAGCAAAUACAGUACAUGGCUGAACUCUUCUGGAAACGGUGGAUCUUGGAGUACCUACCCAUGUUGCAGGAGAGACAAAAAUGGACAAAACCAAGAAGAAGUCUCAUUCCGGGAGACAUUGUCCUUGUUGCGGAUGCCACAGCGCCAAGAGGAUCUUGGAUGAUGGGGAAAGUUUUGGAUACGAGACCAGAUGCAAAGGGUCUGGUGCGCUCUGUGCGGCUACAAACAAAGACCAGCAUUCUGGAGAGGCCAGUGACCAAGCUUUGUCUGCUAUUGGAAGCAGCCGUUAGCACUAUGGACUGACUCUUUCUCUAUCUUUCUCUACCUUCUCUAUCUCUAUCUAUUCUCCUUAUAGGUGCAACAAGAUUCAUCUAGGUUAAUGCAUGGAAAGAUUAAUUGUGGAUGUCAUUAUUUGUUUAUGGAAAUAGCUCCGUUUGAGUAUAUGGAUAAAUUGUGAUAAUAUUCCCAAUUAGGGGCCGGAAUGUAGGAGCUAUUAUUUAGUUAUAUAUUCUUUAAAUAUAUUUUUCUUGAUUGUUUGGGUAGCGGGAUCACUAAUUGAGUAAUUGGAUCACUAAUUGGGUAAUGCGGUGGGCACCUGGAGGUUACUUAAGGGCAUAGCCAGGUGGGACCAGCAUGCACCAGGGUGACAAAUAAGUUUUUACCAGUUACCAGUACAGCAGUGAAACAGGCGAAACAGUUAACAGUUAGGCAGUGCAUAGGAAAGCAGCUCACUUUAUGUUAUGUUUUUUGGUGAUAUUUUGGUUAAAAAUAAACAACAAGCAACAAGAAAACACCGCCUGGACAACACUCUUUUUUCUGAGUUAAAGACGUCAAACUAGGUGCAUCAGUGGCCUUUGAUCAAGGAUACGUAGGACAAAUGGCCACUACAGUA
Pungitius pungitius (ninespine stickleback) is the source of this 3374-nucleotide messenger RNA. RefSeq lists its product as uncharacterized. Lineage: Eukaryota; Metazoa; Chordata; Actinopteri; Perciformes; Gasterosteidae. Gene Ontology annotation, molecular function: nucleic acid binding. The transcript is spliced from 2 exons. Bases 131 to 2785 code for a protein of 884 amino acids. The record is from RefSeq and is a predicted model, not a curated record. Gene Ontology annotation, biological process: DNA integration.